AUGAAUGGUUCCACUUCUAGGCUUCUGAGAUCCUCCCCUGCCAGCGACCACAAGGACAAUGUGUGUCGGAUCGUUCUACUCGGCCAACCGGGGGUUGGGAAAACAGCGCUGACCGUGAGGUUCCUGACCAAACGUUUUAUCGGCGAGUACUGCCCCACACUGGAGAGCAUAUACAGAUACAUGUACACGUCUGCCGAUGAAGAGGACACCAGGCUGGACAUACUGGACACAGCAGGACAGCUGUCUACAGAAUGGAAGGAGAGCUACGCCCUCUGGGCCGACUGCUUUAUUUUCGUCUACUCAAUAACCGAUUACACCAGCUUCGACGAAGUUCAUCGUCUCCGGCGCCUGGUAGAAUCGGCCAAAAGAUCUUCCUCGCUGUGCUGUGCCGUAGUCGGCAACAAGAACGAUCUUGUCUACGACCGCCAGGUAACCGUGUCUCAAGGACAAGAGCUGGCCACUGACUUGGGCUGUCGAUUUUACGAGUUGUCUGCCUGUGAUUGGAACCAGUACCCUCAGAUCUAUAGUUUAUUUACAGAACUUCCCGCCUCAUGGCGGCGGUCAAGGACUCAGAGGGAAGGACGUCAGCGGAAGUCAAGUUCCGGAACUAAGUUCAAACAGGCGAUUCAAAAAGUUAUAUCAGGAAAAACCCCACACCCAAAACGAACCUCAAACAAUGUUGUGUAUUCAUAG
Molecule: messenger RNA, 693 nt
Organism: Candidula unifasciata
Lineage: Eukaryota; Metazoa; Mollusca; Gastropoda; Stylommatophora; Geomitridae
Source: the annotation of a GenBank genome assembly